UCUCGACAUGCUGACCCAGCGCCUCCAAACUCUCAACUCGGCGCUAGAGGUGAUGAAGAAGGCGCAAACGAUGCAUACCUACGACGUCGGGCCACCUCCUUGGCUCACCACCCUCAACCAAACCAACGUCAUCACAGGCCGUCUAAACUCCCUCCUCGAAACGUUCAACAACUCGCGCACGUUGCUCAAUCAAGCUCACUCAUAUCCGCUCCCGUCCUUCCCCGGCCGCACGCACGAGGCCAUCGCAACACAGCUCACGCGCAAGAAGCUUGAGCCAUGGGUGGAGGAUUGGGUCGCAGAUGGUGUGAAGCACGGCCAGAACGCUGGCCUUGAUCCGGAGAACAAGGAGAGUGUGUCCGUCGCAAGCGGGGUUGCUGCGAUUGAUGGUGCGCCCGAGGGAGUACUGAGCGCAGCACAAUUAGACGAGCUAUGGGACUGGGCAGGACCGGCAGGCGGCAACGUAGGCCGAAGCGUCAUGUCCGGAGAGAUGGACGAAGACGAAGGGGAGGACGAAGAUGAAGACGAAGAAGAUGAAGGAGAAGACGAGGGCGCGAUGGAAGGUGUCGAAGGAACGGACAAGAAGGGCGAAGGAGAGGCGCCAGCGGUGCCAAUGAUGCCGUUGGGAGAUAUCCUGCGUUUUGCUACCACAGGUGGUUUUGGCAAAUAACCAUAUGGGCAAGAGCAGGAGCAUCAUUCGGCGCUUUGGGAUCCUUCCUUGAGGUAGGGAACGCCAGACAAGCGAUGCAGUUAUUCUUCGAGACAUUAAAGAUGAUACCCGAGCUGCUUCUAGGAAGUGGCUUUUCAAGACAGUUCUUUUAAC
Molecule: messenger RNA, 820 nt
Organism: Aplosporella prunicola CBS 121167
Lineage: Eukaryota; Fungi; Ascomycota; Dothideomycetes; Botryosphaeriales; Aplosporellaceae
Exons: 1
Coding region: 8-667 (219 amino acids)
Biological process (GO): regulation of transcription by RNA polymerase II
Cellular component (GO): mediator complex
Molecular function (GO): transcription coregulator activity
Source: RefSeq, a predicted model, not a curated record